Metarhizium robertsii ARSEF 23 is the source of this 561-nucleotide messenger RNA. Its product is annotated as Peptidase cysteine/serine, trypsin-like protein. Gene Ontology annotation, molecular function: GTPase activity; GDP binding; GTP binding. NCBI's taxonomy places the organism in Eukaryota, Fungi, Ascomycota, Sordariomycetes, Hypocreales, Clavicipitaceae. Gene Ontology annotation, biological process: small GTPase-mediated signal transduction. Bases 1 to 561 code for a protein of 186 amino acids. The transcript is spliced from 3 exons. The record is from RefSeq and is a predicted model, not a curated record. Gene Ontology annotation, cellular component: plasma membrane.
AUGCCUGCGCCGAAGCAAAGAAAGGUAGCCAUCGUCGGUAGCCGAUCCGUAGGAAAAUCUUCCCUUGCGGUACAAUUUGUCGACGGACACUUUGUAGAUAGCUACUACCCAACGAUCGAGAAUACCUUUAGCAAGACAAUUCGGUAUAAAGGCCAGGACUAUGCCACAGAAAUUGUCGACACUGCUGGUCAGGAUGAAUAUAGCAUCCUGAAUUCCAAACAUUUCAUUGGAAUCCAUGGUUACAUGCUUGUGUAUUCAGUCUCGUCUCUUCCCUCAUUUGAAAUGAUCCAGGUUAUCAGGGAAAAGAUCCUCAAUCAUUUGGGGAGCGAAUCUGUCCCUAUUGUCAUAGUCGGCAACAAGAGCGACCUACGACCUGAACAACGCCAAGUGAGCCCAGAGGAAGGAAAGAAGCUGUCGGACAAGUUCCAAUGUGGCUGGACAGAGGCAAGCGCGCGAUAUAAUGAAAAUGUUGGUCGCGCGUUCGAACUGUUGAUUGCCCAGAUUGAGAAGUCACAGAACCCGGGCGAGGCCCCAGAAAAGGGCAACUGUUCUCUAAUGUAA